Messenger RNA from Lactuca sativa (garden lettuce), 1643 nucleotides. Its product is annotated as geraniol 8-hydroxylase. The record is from RefSeq and is a predicted model, not a curated record. Gene Ontology annotation, molecular function: heme binding; iron ion binding; oxidoreductase activity, acting on paired donors, with incorporation or reduction of molecular oxygen. Lineage: Eukaryota; Viridiplantae; Streptophyta; Magnoliopsida; Asterales; Asteraceae.
UACACAGCUAAAUCAAAUGUAACUCCAAAUAUUCAAUUAAACAUCUCCAAACAAACAUGGAGUUCUGGAUUCAUCUAACUCCGGAGCUUCUCGCCAUUUCAAUAGUAACUUUGGGAAUUUUAUGGCACCUUAUUUCCAGCUCCUCAAAUGAUGUCCCACCAUUGCCACCAGGUCCCCGUGGUUUUCCCAUUGUAGGCUACCUUCCAUUUCUAAGCCAUGACCUACACAAACAGUUCACUGAAAUGGCUCAAACUUACGGACCCAUCUUCAAGCUUCGGGUGGGAAGUAAGCUUCAUAUCAUGGUCAAUACCCUGGACUUAGCCAGGGAAGUGGUUCGUGACCAAGAUGAGAUCUUUGCUAACCGGAAAGCACCCAUCGCCGCCGCUACAAGCACUUACGGAGGCCAGGAUAUAGUAUGGUCAAACAACAAUUCUUACUGGCGUAAUCUACGUAAGAUAUUUGUUCAUGAGGUCCUAAGCAACAAGAAUCUUGAUGCAUGUAGUUCUUACAGGAGAGACGAGGUUAGAAAAACCAUCAAGAAUGUUUAUGGUAAAAUCGGGACAGCCAUUGACAUCAAUGAGAUUUCUUUCUCGACGGAAGCCAAUGUCCUAACAAGCAUGAUCUGGGAGAACACAUCGGUAAAAGGUGCAAACGAUCGGGAUCUUGCAGCUGAGUUCCAGAUGAUUGUUGCGGAGAUGGUGGAGCUUAUCAGCCAGCAUAAUCUGUCUGAUCUGUUCCCUAGUCUCGCUCGAUUUGAUCUGCAGGGUAUUAAUCGGAAAAUGAAGAAGUCGCUUAAGAAGUUGGAUCGAAUUUUCACAAGCAUCAUUGAUGAUCGACUCGAAUUUAAUUCCAAAAAGAAAGAGGAUGCCGUUGAGUAUGAAGGAAAGAAGGAUUUUUUACAGAUCUUGUUAGAUCUCAAGGAGGAAAAGAAGGAAUCAUCGUUCAACAUCACACAAAUCAAGGCACUUCUUGUGGAUAUUAUGGUUGCUGGAACCGAAACUACCACCACCCUAAUAGAAUGGGCAAUGGCAGAGAUCAUGCAAGAUGGCAACAUAAUGAAGAAGGUUCAAGAAGAAUUAAUACAAGUCGUAGGAUUAAACAACAUUGUGGAAGAAUCUCAUCUCUCAAAACUAGAAUACCUGGAUGCAGUAAUUAAAGAAACAUUUCGUUUACACCCUGUGGUUCCAUUCCUAAUCCCACGGAUUCCAAGCAAGACUUGCAUAGUAGGUGGCUACACCAUCCCCAAGGGCUGUAUCGUCUUUCUAAAUACUUGGGCAAUCCAUCGGGAUUCUAAGUAUUGGGAUAAUCCCUUAAAAUUUGAUCCUGAGAGGUUCUUGAAGAACAACAUGGAUUACAAAGGAAACAAUGUAAGCUUUAUGCCAUUUGGAUCCGGAAGAAGAUUGUGUCCAGGAGUUCCAUUGGCAGAGAAAAUGUUGAUGUAUGUCUUGGCUUCGCUCUUGCACUCCUUUGAGUGGAGGUUGCCAAAGGGUGAACAACAUGACCUCUCUGAAAAUUUUGGCAUCACUUUAAAGAAAAGAAAGUCACUCGUCGCUGUUCCAUCUCAAAGGUUGUCCAAUGUAAAUCUUUAUAUGUAAUUAAUUAAGUUGCUCUUGUGAUUGGUAAAUGGUCUUCUUUCCGUACAA